AUGGUAAUGGAAUGUCAUCCAUCCACAGCGGUUCAGGCAUUCAAACUUGCAAUGACCAGAGGGACGCCGUUUCAUACAAGUCUGGUGGUGAACAUGCUGAAGACAAUGGACGAGCUGAAUGAGAGAGUUGACGGUUUCGUACGUCUGGAAGAGAAGGAAGCAGCUAAUGCUAGGAAGACAUCUAUUAUCUCCGCAGAGGAGAAGUUCAAAGCCAAGAUUCGGCAAAAGCAAGCUCCACCACAGCAUCAGACCUCUUGGAAGUCAGAGAAGAGUCCCCGAGAGGAGGAAUUGAUUACUCCACUCAAAGUCACUCUGGCAAGGCUGUACAAAGAAAAUAAAGAUAACUUUCGUCCUCCCUUACCAAUUCGACAACCUCUUGAACAGAGAGAUCGCUCUAAACAUUGGCCAGCACAGGAGCAGAAUCGACUAGCUGAGCAAGUUAAGAGAAAUCAAAAGCCGAACCACCAUAACGCUCAGCCCGUUCAGAUAAUAAAUGCAAUUCAUGGCCGACAUGAACGGACAACAGAAUCUGAAGAAUUGCUCCGAACGCGUCUCCGCCAAGCGCAGAUGAAGAGGCGAGUAGGCAGUGUCAACACUUUACACCAACAGAACGCAUCAACACAGAUAAGGUUUGACAGAAUAGACUUGCUGCGAGUUCAGAUUCCUCAUGAAGAUCCUUUGGUUGUUAGUUUGAUAGUGGCAGAAUGCUUAGUGCGAAGGGUGCUAAUAGAUCCUGGGAGCAGUGCGAAUGUUAUACCUAGGGUCACCUUCGAUCGAUUAGAAAUUAAGCCAAAAACGCUUAAAUAUACUAGAAAUCCAUUGUUGGGAUUCGAUGGAAAGCGAGUUGAAUCCAUCGGCACAGUUGAAUUGGUUGUCCGAGUUGCCGAAAGGGAACUUAUCAAAAGCUUUGUGGUGGUGGAGAUCCAUCCAUCCUACAAUCUGCUGAUGGGAAGAAGAUGGAUUCAUAGGGUCCAUGGAGUCCCAUCGACCCUGCACCAAGUUAUGAGGUGUCUGAGUCCUGAUGGCAAUAAGGUGAUUGAUAUCCAUGGGGACCAGGUUGCAACAAAGGAGUGUUACUCGGUGACUCUGAAAGCCGCAGGGAAGGGAAAAGUUCCCGUCCAAUCUCAUAGCCCACAAUAG
Cornus florida is the source of this 1140-nucleotide messenger RNA. RefSeq lists its product as uncharacterized. The record is from RefSeq and is a predicted model, not a curated record. NCBI's taxonomy places the organism in Eukaryota, Viridiplantae, Streptophyta, Magnoliopsida, Cornales, Cornaceae. Bases 1 to 1140 code for a protein of 379 amino acids. The transcript has 2 exons.